Messenger RNA from Syngnathus typhle (broad-nosed pipefish), 1377 nucleotides. RefSeq names its product dopamine receptor D5a (gene drd5a). The transcript has a single exon. Gene Ontology annotation, molecular function: G protein-coupled receptor activity; dopamine neurotransmitter receptor activity. Gene Ontology annotation, cellular component: plasma membrane. Bases 1 to 1377 code for a protein of 458 amino acids. The record is from RefSeq and is a predicted model, not a curated record. Gene Ontology annotation, biological process: adenylate cyclase-activating adrenergic receptor signaling pathway. NCBI's taxonomy places the organism in Eukaryota, Metazoa, Chordata, Actinopteri, Syngnathiformes, Syngnathidae.
AUGGAAAUCCCAGCCAAGUAUCUGUCGUCGGUGCAAGGGACUGACCUCGCACCGGUGCGGCACAGGGAGACCAUGUGGAACGGCACAGAGUCCGAGGCGACCAGCGACGGCGAGAGGGACGGCGUGGUUUUGCGCACCGUGACAGGGUGUUUGCUUUUCCUCCUCAUCUUGUGGACCCUGCUGGGGAACAUAUUGGUGUGCUCCGCGGUUUUGCGCUCACGCCACCUGCGGACAAAAGUGACCAACAUCUUUAUUGUGUCCCUGGCUCUGUCGGAUUUGUUCGUGGCUGUGCUGGUGAUGCCCUGGAAGGCUGUGGCGGAGGUGGCAGGAUACUGGCCGUUUGGCACUUUCUGCAAUAUCUGGGUGGCUUUUGACAUCAUGUGCUCCACCGCCUCCAUCCUUAACCUUUGCAUCAUCAGCGUGGACAGAUACUGGGCCAUCUCGAGUCCAUUUCGCUACGAGAGGAAAAUGACUCAGAGUGUUGCGUUCGUCAUGAUUAGCAUCACUUGGACGUUGUCGCUGCUCAUUUCAUUCAUACCGGUCCAGCUCAACUGGCACAAAGCCAGCGGGGGCGUGGCCAGGACUAGCAACGCCUCUGUAGGUCACCUGCAGACGGAGGAGAGCUGUGACUCCAGCCUGAGCCGAGAAUACGCCAUCUCCUCGUCUUUGAUUAGUUUCUACAUCCCUGUGGCAAUUAUGAUUGUGACUUACACGCGAAUAUACCGGAUUGCCCAAAUCCAAAUUAGGAGAAUAGCUUCUCUGGAGAGAGCUGCGGAACACGCGCAAAGUUGUCGGACGAACAGAUUCGAGUGCCAACACCACAACACUUUAAAAACCUCCAUUAAGCGAGAAACCAAAGUGUUGAAAACUCUUUCGGUGAUUAUGGGUGUCUUUGUGUGCUGCUGGUUGCCCUUCUUCGUCCUCAACUGCAUGGUUCCCUUCUGCGACAAGGUGCCCUCAGACCAAGACGCGGGCCUGCCAUGUGUCAGCGAGACCACCUUUGACGUAUUCGUGUGGUUCGGCUGGACCAACUCAUCUUUGAACCCCAUCAUUUACGCAUUCAACGCCGAGUUCAGGAAAGCUUUCGCCAACUUGUUGGGCUGUCGCUACUUCUGCUCCAGCACGCCCGUAGAAAUUGUGAACAUCAGCAACGAGCUGGUCUCCUACAACCAAGACACUACAUUCCACAAGGAGAUUGCCAACGCCUACGUCAACAUAAUCCCCAAUGUAGUGGAAUGUGAGGACACUUUUGACAGGAUCUCACAGCUCACUGUCAACAAUGACAACGCCACCGACUCCGUGUGUGACUUGGAGGACUGCGAGGCUGUUAUCAGCCUCGACAGGAUGUCGCCAUUCACACCCAAUGGAUUACAUUAA